CCAUGCACUGCGGCAGACAAUUUCCAACGCGUUGUCAAUUCAAUCGACUUCUCAACCUUCAGACCCGAUCUGCUGGAGCAAGAGCAAAGGCUCUUGCCAGAAUCAUCUUCCAAAGUUACUGAAGAAAUGUGGUCCGGGCUGAGAGACAAUGUUCGUAAUUCGCUAACUGAACUCUGUGCAUUAGUCGACUUGCUUGCUGUAUUAAAGGAGACAAAGUACCUCUCAAUCUUUCGUGUUGAUCCUAAAACAUCUGAAACGCCGAUUAUUACUUUUCUGGCCGGAAAGAAAAUGAAUGAAGUGAUCGCAACCAUUUUCCCAGGCGUCCGGCUUUCUGUUUCUUUGGAUUCUGUUUCCUCUGCUGAUAGCGUUACAAAGUCCUCCGAACCUCCGUCAAACUCUCAAAUAAUCUAUGGACUGAGUACGCAGUUGCGUCGAAUCUUGCACCGACAGCACAUCGCAUCGUGGCCUAAUAUUUCCAGUCUUCCAUUACCAACAAGUGGACCCGUGCAGAUACCGAAACGCAUGCGUGCAGCAGGCGCCCUUCUCCUCACAAUGGACGCGUUUUUGUAUCGUAAUCCACGUUCUUUGGGUGCUGGUCAGGCAAUCUCAAGCUUGCCGAUUGUCACCGCUAGUGUGGCAGGAUUUGCAGGAACCGCAGCCUCCGCCUGGAUGGUAACAAAUUCGGACAGCGGAGCCACUAGUCUCUCGCAAGGUUCAGCAGGCCUUCCGAACCAGGUCUUUUUAGGACAGGAUCGUCAUGCCUACUUCACUGAGUGGGGCUUUGCCGUGCCGGCCACCGGCACCGGUUUGUCCGCUUCCAACACGGUGCCCGGUAUGGAUGACAUUCUCGAGACUUGUUCAAACCUUUCCGUGUUCGAACGUUCCCUAGAUUUGUCAGAAGCUAGCGAGUGUGCAAUAGAGACCAUCAUGGGCUCUGGCAAGAGUCUGCUGGGCCAGUUUCUAACAAUAUCACGACACUACUACCUCCGCCAACGGUGA
Dibothriocephalus latus is the source of this 999-nucleotide messenger RNA. The record is from the annotation of a GenBank genome assembly. Lineage: Eukaryota; Metazoa; Platyhelminthes; Cestoda; Diphyllobothriidea; Diphyllobothriidae.